Lycium barbarum (goji berry) is the source of this 1003-nucleotide messenger RNA. RefSeq names its product mitochondrial import inner membrane translocase subunit PAM16 like 1-like. NCBI's taxonomy places the organism in Eukaryota, Viridiplantae, Streptophyta, Magnoliopsida, Solanales, Solanaceae. Gene Ontology annotation, cellular component: TIM23 mitochondrial import inner membrane translocase complex. The record is from RefSeq and is a predicted model, not a curated record. Gene Ontology annotation, biological process: protein import into mitochondrial matrix. The transcript is spliced from 6 exons. The coding region runs from base 446 to 811 and encodes 121 amino acids.
AUCCCUAUAUUUCUUCCAACCCCACAAAAUUUUAUUUCUUGUGCUGACGUUUUUUGGGGUGCCUUGCAGUUUAUCAUUAUCUUAUUUCGUAUUUCGCCUUUUGCUGUCAAAAGUUACCAGAUAAACUGAACAAGGCUGGAUGAUAUUGGUCAAGAGGCAUAUUCUCCAAGAAGCCGAUUACAUUUUUACGACCAACAUUAUUUUGGACAUACUGACAUGAAAAGUUGCAAAGCCAGAAAAAGAUGAAAUCUGAAAUCGACCAGAGUCCCUACUAAUUCAGCUUUACAAUCCUACCGAUGACAAGAAGCUGGAAUGACAAAGGAUGUGGGUGUUAUCUUGGCAUGCUAACCUAGCCCAAGAAGCACAUACAAGUGUCAAUAUUGCCCCUUAUUUGGUUACUCAUAUUCAAAGCUUGCCUGGUUGGGUUCAUAUCAUAAUUUGAGCAAUGGCUGCAAGAAUUCUUGCUAAUUUAAUAGUAAUGGGUUCUUCUAUAUUGGCAAGGGCUUUUGUUCAAGCAUAUCGUCAGGCAUUGGCCAAUGCCUCGAAAAAUGGUGUUGCUCAAGAGGCAGUGCAGAAUAUUAAAAGAGCUAGUAAAACCAUGACAGAAGCAGAGGCAAGGCAGAUUCUUGGUGUCACUGAGAAUUCAUCAUGGGAAGAAAUUGUGCAGAAGUAUGACAACUUGUUUGAGCGAAAUGCUAAAAAUGGGAGUUUUUACCUUCAGUCAAAAGUACAUAGAGCUAAAGAGUGUCUGGAAGCAGUUUACCAACCUAAAGAACCAGAACAAAAUAAGAAAACUUUUUCUGAUGAUUAGUGUAUAUCUUUGCUGCUAAUGAUUUACCUAGUUAGUUCCAAGGGUCUUUGUCAAAUAUUUAUUUUGGGUGAUAGUAGCUUGAGGUUCCUGUUCAAGAUCCUUAAUGAAAUUAAAUGUGGUGACUGUUGUGUUAGAGACAUCACAAAAUUGUAGAAUACAUAUGUGAUAAUAAAGGGAUCAUAAUUCGGCUAA